CCACACCACACCACACCACACCACUUUCUUCUUCAAGGCUCUGAGUUUUUAGGGCUCGAAAUCUAGCGCCACAGACAGAAUGGAAAAAAUGGGGUUUCGAUUUAUAGUAUUUGUUCUUGCGAUAUCUUUUCUCUCAACACCCGUGAUUUCAGACUUGAUCCUCUCAAAAGUUGAACGAAAAACUGAUUUGACUUCACAGAUUGUACGGAUCAGUUCGUCUCUAAAGGUAGAGAAUGAAGGUCCAAAUGUGGUGUCAGAGGUUUUAUUGUCAUUUCCUGACUUCCAAGUUAAGAAAAUGGCACAUAUGGUAGUAUCACUAGUUGAAGGCAAAGGAAAAUCAAAAGGCUCUUCUAUCAAUUUACCAGCUCAAGUUAUCCACCCUGAUGGAAUGCCUCCUGCUUUGACGCUUUAUUCAGUGUCUUUGCCCAAGGGUUUGAGUAAAGGGGAAAGCUUAACUCUGGAAGUCUUUGCUGUGUACACCCAUUCUUUGCAGCCAUUCCCGGAGGAGAUUACUCAGGCUGAUAUUCAGCUUGUUGUAUAUCAGGAUAGUGCCUACUUUCUCUCACCUUACAAAGUCAAGUUCCAAUCACUCAAUGUUAAACUGCCUAGUUCCAGAGUUGAAUCAUUUACAAAACUUGAAAAUUCGAAGCUCGUGGAAUCAGAACUUAAAUAUGGUCCAUAUGAGGAUCUUCCUCCAUUUUCAUACUCCCCUGUUGUAGUUCAUUAUGAAAACAAUCGACCCUUUGCUGUUGCUCAAGUGCUGGUGCGAGAGAUAGAAAUUUCUCAUUGGGGUAAUGUACAGGUGACAGAGCAUUACAAAGUUGCACAUGGAGGUGCUCUAAACAAGGGGGGAUUCUCAAGACUUGAUUACCAAGCAAGACCACAAGUAAGAGGAGUAUCAUCGUUUCAGCGCCUUAUUGCUAAAUUGCCACGAGGAGCUCAUUCAAUUUAUUACAGGGAUGAAAUUGGCAAUAUCUCAACCUCACAUGUAUGGGGGGAUUCUAGAAAGACAGUGCUGGAAAUUGAACCUAGGUUCCCUAUUUUUGGCGGUUGGAGAACAGCUUUUACCAUUGGCUAUGGUUUGCCACUCGAAGACUUUUUAUUUGCGUCAGAGGGCAAACGUUUCUUAAAUUUUUCAUAUGGUAGUCCGAUGGAAGAUUUGGUGGUUGAUAAUCUUAUCAUGAAGGUUGUUUUGCCUGAAGGGUCAAAAGAUAUUUCUGUUUCGGUUCCAUUUGGAGUGAAACAACAGGAAGAGGUAAAAUAUUCCAACCUGGAUAUUCUCGGGCGCCCUGUGGUUUUGCUAGAGAAGACUAAUGUUGUGCCAGAGCAUAAUCAGUAUUUUCAGGUGUAUUACAGAUUCAACAACUUAUCAUUACUUAUGGAGCCGUUAAUGUUGAUAUGUGGAUUUCUCUUUCUUUUCAUCACUUGCAUUGCAUAUAUGCAUGCUGAUUUUUCAAUCUCAAAAUCUUCUGCUUCUUAUUUGGCAAAAUUGCAGUUGGAUGAGGUACAAGCAACUAUUCAGCAGUUCCAGAACAUAAUGAACCGCUGUUUAGCAGUGCAUGAUAAGCUGGAUGCAUCAUUACGCGAUCUUUCCAGGACAGGAGAUGUUCAAGCUUGCAAAGCAGUCCGUAAACUUGCCAUCAGUUUGUUGAAGGAUUUAUCAAAAGACAUGAAGCCUUUACUAAUUUUCUUGCAGUCGUCCCCACAAGCAGCUCAGAUUUGGACUAAGGUUGAGGACUUGGUUGGGAAGGAGAAAGAGAUGGAAGAGAAACUGAUGUUGAAACACUCGAUUGUGGUGGAAGGUUACGAGAAGAAGUCUGGGGGACGGGAAAUAGAGAACCGUGUUGCUCCACAUCAGCAAAAGCUAACUUCCCUAAGGCAAGAGGUUGAUGAUCUUCUUGAAAUCAUCGAUGAGUUCUGUUAGAUAGUUAAAAUAGAUAGUGUAAGUUAUUAGAGUUCCAAAAUUUUCUCCACGGAGUGAAAACUUUUAGAAGAUUCAUUACACUGUUGGGAUGUUGGGUUCAGAUUCUUUUUGUUGUAUUUUUUGUUCCAACACUCGUUUUUCUAAUGAAUCAUAUGUGAGAAUAUGAGUGCAAAAUGUGCAAUACAGUAGAAAGAACUUUGUUUA
This is a messenger RNA of Papaver somniferum (opium poppy), 2128 nucleotides long. RefSeq names its product dolichyl-diphosphooligosaccharide--protein glycosyltransferase subunit 1A-like. NCBI's taxonomy places the organism in Eukaryota, Viridiplantae, Streptophyta, Magnoliopsida, Ranunculales, Papaveraceae. Gene Ontology annotation, cellular component: oligosaccharyltransferase complex; membrane. The record is from RefSeq and is a predicted model, not a curated record. Bases 80 to 1924 code for a protein of 614 amino acids. The transcript is spliced from 10 exons.